Messenger RNA from Hordeum vulgare subsp. vulgare (domesticated barley), 1849 nucleotides. RefSeq lists its product as uncharacterized. Lineage: Eukaryota; Viridiplantae; Streptophyta; Magnoliopsida; Poales; Poaceae. Bases 104 to 1456 code for a protein of 450 amino acids. The transcript is spliced from 3 exons. The record is from RefSeq and is a predicted model, not a curated record.
UACUCCACCGCCACCACCCAAGGAACGCCACCGCAGAGCUCCUCUCAAGUCUGAACUCUGAAGCAAACAGCACAACACAAGGGGCAGGGAACCGGUUGAUCCGAUGGGGCGGCGGUCCAGCGCGUCGACGCCGGCGUCGGGGGAGCCGCUGCUGUCGGAGGUGCUCAAGUGCAGCGGCGGCGGCGGCGCCAGGGGCGCGGCGAUGCAGCGGUCCCUCUCGCGGGCGGACGACGAGCUGCAGUGGUUCCGGUCGUGCCUGCGGUGGGUGUGCAUGGACCACUCGGCCCCGGGCGGCGCCGCGCUGUCGUGGUUCCUCUUCCUGCUCCUCGCCGUGGUCGUCCCGGCCACGGCGCACUUCCUCCUCGCCUUCCGCCCCUCGCGCCGCCCCUUCGACGCCGUCGUGCAGGUCUCGCUCUCGGCCGCGUCCGGGGCCAGCUUCCUCUGCCUCUCCUCCUCCUUCCGCCGCAUCGGCCUCCGCCGCCUGCUCUACCUCGACAAGCUCCGCACGAACAGCGACCGCGUCAGGCUCAACUACACGGCCCGCCUCGCCUUCUCCUUCCGCCUCCUCGCCUCCCUCGUCGCGCCCUGCUUCGCCGCCGAGGCCGCAUACAAGGCCUGGUGGUACGCCACCUCCGCCGACCGCGUCCCCUUCUUCGCCAACGACCUCCUCAGCGACGUCCUCGCCUGCUCCCUCGAGAUGGCCUCCUGGAUGUACCGCAGCGCCAUCUACCUCCUCACCUGCGUCCUCUUCCGCCUCAUCUGCCACCUCCAGGGCCUCCGCCUCGAGGACUUCGCCGGCUCCCUGCUCGUCGAGGUGGAGGAGGGCAGGAUGGGGGUGGAGCGCGUCCUCAGGGAGCACCUCGACAUCCGCAAGCAGCUCAAGGUCAUCAGCCACCGAUUCCGUCGGUUCAUCGUCGCCGCGCUGCUCAUCGGCACCGCCAGCCAGUUCGCCUCCGUGCUCCUCACCACGCGUCACGACUCCAUCGACGACCUGCUCCAUACCGGCGAGCUCGCGCUAUGUUCAGUGGUGCUCAUGUCGGGGCUCAUCAUAAUCCUGAGCAGCGCUGCCAAGAUCACCCACCAGGCGCAGGCCCUGACGGGCCAGACCACCAAGUGGCACGCCUGCUGCACCAUCGAGCCGGUCCCGGACGACGAGAUAGACCCGGGAUCCAACCAGAACUCCAUGCUGGAAGAGUACGCCGAGGAGGAGAGCGACUGCGAAUCCAGCGAGGACACCGGCGACGAGGACAUGCUGGAGAACACCAGGUUCCUCCAGCCUCACACGCACGUGAUCUCCUUCCAGAAGAGGCAGGCACUAGUGACGUACCUGGAGAACAACAAGGCCGGCAUCACCGUGUUCGGGUUCACGCUGGACCGAUCGUACCUCCACACGAUCUUCAUGCUCGAGUGGACGCUCUUCUUGUGGCUGCUGGGGAAAACAGUCGGUUUCUCGUGAAGACGAGGGAAUGUAUGCACCAAGGUUCUAUCCUGUCCCAUGUUUUUUUUUUUUGCUGUUGUGCCCCGUUUGAUCCUUGUCAAAAGAGAAGGAGUAGGGUUUUUUGUGUGUGCGCGCGGGCGGCACGUGAGUGGUGUGCACUUGUACGUGUGUGUGCUAGCAGCGAUUCGGUGUUCUGGUGAUCCUGUAAAUUAUUAUGGGUUGAUUGCUCGUGGAUGCAAAGUGUAUGUACAGUUGUUGAGUUGUAGAUGAGUGCAGUAGAGCCUCGAGGAUGCGUGCGUGCCGCUUGGUAUUGCAGGUUUAUAAUCUCGGGUUGUAAGCCAACAUCAGUUGUAGAGCAGGCGUGUCAAAAAACAAAAAACUUUCAGCUUAAAUUUUGUAUUCUUUGCUUUA